This is a messenger RNA of Pogonomyrmex barbatus (red harvester ant), 4062 nucleotides long. RefSeq lists its product as uncharacterized. Gene Ontology annotation, cellular component: plasma membrane. Lineage: Eukaryota; Metazoa; Arthropoda; Insecta; Hymenoptera; Formicidae. Gene Ontology annotation, biological process: Ras protein signal transduction. Gene Ontology annotation, molecular function: guanyl-nucleotide exchange factor activity. The record is from RefSeq and is a predicted model, not a curated record.
UUAUGAGACAAAAUAAAUCGGAAUAUAUAACUUUUAAAGAAUUGAUAACUAACUCUCUCUUCAUCUAGUGACAAACGAAUAAAUUUGUAACUAAUAUCUUAAAGACCAAAAAAAAAAAAGAAUUCAGAAUUUAUCUAGAAAUAUAGAGAUUUCUCAGAAGAUCAAAAAUAUCAGAAGCAAAAUUAACAUUUACAUGCCUCGACUUGACCUAGCGUGGAUAAAAAAGCUCAAAAAGUAUAGUACUAGUGUCCAAGCUAUCAUUUAAAUCUUUUCGACAACGUCACUCGCUAAGUCGUCACGGUGUGCGGAUUGGGGCGAAUCCUUGGCUACAUCGGCGGACGACCGUCGGUGGGGGCCACCAACAUGUCGCAAUCCGGGUCGGGUGGACUGAGCGAAGCUCAAGAACAAAAUCAAGCUGGACAAACAACGGACAGUCAACAAACAACUUGCCAGAACGGUCGCGCUGAACCACUCGCUGAUACUACGAGGCAAGACCUUUCUAACGGUUUCGAAAAUCGAACGAUGGAUUAUGAGAGAUUUACCCAAGAAAGGACACAGCAUACUUCAGUUACUGUUCAGGAUCAGCAAUCGCAAUCUCUUUCACAGCAUCAGCAUCAACAUCAGCAACAGCAGCCUCAGUUACAACAGCAGCAGCAGCAACAACAACAACAACAACAACAACAACAACAACAACAACAACUUGCUCAUCCCAUCGCUCAGUAUCCGCCAGGAAGAAGGCAGUCUGUAGGAUUGCCAGAAGACAAACAUCCCUCAAUGGGUCAAUUACCACCCCCGCAAUAUAAUCCAGAUAAAAACAACUCCGAUAGAGUUCAGCAUGUGUCUCAGACCAGUACUCAAACAGUACCGGUACAAGUGCAACCACAAUUUGCACCUGAUUACGAUCAAAAUCAAUACCCACAGAUACGGGGACAAUUCGAAGUCAGAUCACAAAUCUACCCGCAAACACAAUAUUCCGAUAGAGCUGGUUAUGUAACAAGAGACGUCACCUAUCGAGAUCCAAAUCUUUACGGUCAAAGUGGUGCUACCAAUCCGAUAUUUACCGGACAAGGUCAAUACGUAACGGUUCAACAUGGCUCACAAAUACCCUCACAAUCUGCUAGUCCGCAGCCACCUUAUUAUUCGGGUGUAGUCGUACCACAGCCAUCAAAUAGUUACGCUCAAUUCGGUACUCAGCCGCAAUAUCCUUAUAGUCAGUAUCCACAAACGGUAAUGAACGCCGUACCGUAUAAUCCGCACGCCGGUAUUUAUUCGACUCAGCAAUACUCCGGACAACAAUCGCCAAAUCCGCAGAGAUUUUCACAAGAGAUUGGUCAAUACCAGACACAACCGAUAAUUCAACCGAUCGCGCAGAAUGUAACGCAUGGGAUUGCUAUUCAGACGACGGAGCGGCCCUGUCGAGGACCAAAACCGAUGGUACCACCUCGUGGCAAUUCCAAGAUCACUACCCAUGAUCCUGGACAUAGAAAAUCCGCCAGCGUCGAUGUGCCGGCAUUGCAAAAAGCAAAAUAUGAGGCAAAUCCAGCUGUUCAACAAGAUUCGAUUCAUCGUAGCGAGGGUGCCAUUAUUAUGACGGGCGCGCCAAUCGGUCCAGAUGGUUCGGAUAGAAGAUUUUUAACAACGAUUAAUCAAAAUCCUAGAACGAGGCAGGAUGGUUUGUAUGUGGAUACGAAUAGUGAUCAGUCAAGCAGAGACAAACUAGUCGAUACAAUUGCCACCGAGUGUGGUUUGUAUGUAUCCAGAUCAGAACAUAGGAAAUCUAUAUCUGUUGAUGUGACUACCAGCUUCCAAAGACGUAACGACACAAUAACUUUUACGUUUCCUGGUGAUGGCAAUCAAGAAAUUAUAUCUGGAAGAAAAACUACAACUGUAGUUGACGCAAAGAGAAUCGAGACUAAUCAGAUGUUUCCUGCCGAGCAAAGAAGAUUGGAUGCAAAUCUACGUGUAUCGCCAAUGGCAUUUGACACAAGACAAGAAAAUAGAAAAAGCAUAGGGACCGAUAGAAAACCUGAAUGGGGUAAUGUGAGUCCGAAUCAAAGGAAUGUCAUCCCUCCAGAGAAUAGACGCUCAGAUUAUUUUGAGGAACAUAGAAGAUCACCCAUGAAUUUAGAAAGCAAGAGAAUAGAGGAUGUAAGAAGAUCGCCUAUGCCAUUUAUGCCAAUUCGCGAAACAUCUGUUGAUCGAGCCGGGCAAAAAAGUCCUUCUUUCGUUAACCAAAACUUUGAAAAGACUAGACAGGAGCUAGCGAUCUGGGCAGAGCAACGUCAACGGCAAGAACACGAAAGGAGCAUGAUGCAAGGUCCGGUAUUUACGACAAGUCCCCGUUCCCGUAAUCCGUCGGAGGAGAGAAGAGAUAUCAGAUCGAUUCAUCCGCCAGAUGAUCGUAAAGAAUCCAGAAUGUCUCAGUCGGCAUUUCAACCUCUUCCUAAUAUUAGUCAGAGUACUAUAAUGGAGCAACGUCGACAUUUGAGACACGUUAGUGCCGACCUGACAAAGCACAUGGAACUCUCGAGAAAGGAUUUCGAUGAGCAACCUAUUACAGGUUCUGUAGUGAAUCUCGGCUCGAUAGUUAGUACUGCUUCGUCUCAGAGAGCUAGUCCGAAUCUUUGUCAUCAGUAUCCAGCUCUCAGUGAAGCAAAGUUGGACACGAAGACUGUAUUGACUGUGGUAACUGAUUUUGGCGAAACGACUACUACUAGUAAACCAAUUGAGCAGAUCGAUCACAUAAUCCAUAGUCAUCGUAAAAGUCAGAAUAUCUCAUCUAAUUUACUCACUCAUAGCAAAAGCCAGACGGAAAGCUUACAGAAUAUAUUGGAUAAUCAGAGUGAGAAAACUGAUUCUCUUCACACCCAACAACAACAAAUACAGAAUCAACAAAGUUUGGACUUAAUCUCCGAAAAGCUAAGCCAAUUUGAACGUCAGCAAAGCGACCUCCAAGCUAAGUUGCAAUGUCUUCAGAACCAGAACCAGAUUCUGGACAAAGUGGCACAGUUUCAACAUCAACAGAGCGACCUCCAAGCUCGAUUGCAAAGUUUGCAGAAUCAAAGUCAAUUAAACGAUAAGACUCAUAAGAUAUCCAGCGAUUUUGCGCAACUUCCGUUAACGAGCGAUACUCAUCAAGCGAGCGCUCUUCCGAAUCAUCAAGAACAAUCAUCGGAGAAAUCUUGUUCGGCUCAUCAAUCGGUACAUAGCCUUCAUCAGACGCUUCUAACUACGUAUCCACAGAACACGACACUUCAAGCCUGCCAAUCGUCAGUGUGCGAGAAACUGACGUCUCGCGUGCAACACGACAUUUCCGAUCCGAAUUCCAUUCAGAUACCGAACAUGUCGCAAAUGCCGUUACCAUGCCUUCCGCAAUUCGAUCGCGCCGACGCGUCGCGUACUUCGUUUUCCCAGUUUCACCGACUUCAGUGCCAGAUCGAGAGUCACGAGAGUGCUUCGGGGACAAAUGCUGGUCUACCUGCAAGCUCUUUCACUGGUACACUGAAGAAAAUUCCGCCGGAGAAACCACCACGGACGUCCUUGAUAGUGCAAUCGCCAGAAGCCGAGAGUAAUCGCAGCCAACCAGCCAUUGGACUGAAACAGACGCCGAAAGCGCGGCCAACUAUUUUCGGAACAGUUGCCUCGGACCUGAACCCUAAAGAUGGAAAUAGCCGAAAGCGUUCAUGUCCCAUCUCUCGUCAACCGCUCACGCUGCUGGUGGACACGGAAAUUGCCCGAUCUAAUUUCCUCUCAAACGUGCUUCCACCUUCCAGAGCUUUUCGAUGUGCCGCGUUACGAAACGAUUUUCCGCUGGGUCGAUAAAUAAAGACUCGAUUCGAUGAGCGCUUGCUAACUAUCGCGUUAAAUGACCGAGCGCACUUUAGCGAAUGAUAGACUACAUUUAACGGGUUUAAUCUGUCUCUCGUUGAUUUUACGUUGGAGUUAAAUUAUGAUUUUUUUACUUACAUAAUUUUACGUUUACAAUAUUUUCCUUAUAGCACAUUGAUAUCACAUUCAUAAUCAAUUUUGUAGCAAACCAACAACAAAAUGUGACUCAAAAAA